This is a messenger RNA of Lepisosteus oculatus (spotted gar), 168 nucleotides long. Lineage: Eukaryota; Metazoa; Chordata; Actinopteri; Semionotiformes; Lepisosteidae. The record is from the annotation of a RefSeq genome assembly.
AUGCCCCAACUCAACCCAACCCCUUGAUUUUUCAUCCUAUUCCUCUCCUGACUAACCUUUCUAAUUAUUCUCCCCUCUAAAAUUAUGGAACACUCCUUCACGAUAGAACCUACCACACAAAGCGUAGAAAAACCCAACCCCGAGCCCUUAAACUGACCAUGACCCUAA